AGCCACAGAUUGAUAUUAUAUUCUAUUACCAAGGUGUACCACACGGCAUUUUCGGCUUGGGGUCUCAUAAGCCAACGAUAUUAUCUGCAGACUGACCCCGCUUUGUCCCUCCGAGUCAAUAACCCCUAGAACUUGCAAAUAGGAGAAAUCGCGCGCACUAGCUACUUGUUUCAUGGCCACAGCAUCACGCUCCCACCUAGGCCUAUUGCCACGGAAACGGAAAGCCAGUGGAAUUCCCUACCAAAAUAUGGCAGCGGCCAAACCUUCACAGCUACAAUGGUUCAAGGAUGCUAUAGAGGAGUUGGACGAGGCUGCGCUAGACCAGCCUCUAAGAUUCAAUUCGAUAGGCGAAGUCAGUAGCUGUGAAAUGUGCAUUUUUGGUCCCGCGAGAUUUGACGAGGAGGGAAAUCCAGCGUUUUACGUGAGUACUCAUGUCUUUUCCCCCACUGGUUCUUUUGGUAGUUUAUAAUUGAAGUGUUCAGGGUAAACGACGUUCUAUACUCACAGGUCAUUGAUAUAUACAGUUCCCCGAUAUUUGUUUUGAUAACUACUUCGGCAACUUACCUAGCGGGCUUCACCCGGACAACGUGGUCCGAUAUAAAUUUCAACUUACACGGCUCAUGCUUCUUAUGCACAUAUGGCUUGUCCAGCUCGGGGACAUAGAACAAAGAACACUCGAAAAUAUCCAACGAGCGCACGCAUUUUGGAAUUCAAUGAACCUAAAAACCGUUGACGGACGAAUGUAUGCCUACUACCAGAACUGGAUACCUGAUGCUAUUUGGAGACUAAGAUGUGACAUCGUUCGAAUAUGUGGCCACGGAAAACCGAAAACUGAAUCACGCCCAGGUCCAGUAAAAGCGGUCAAAUUCCCUUUAUUGUCAGAGGGCAGAAAACAGUGUCAAGCACGGCACGAAGCGUUUCUUAAAAGAGAGGCGCAGGCAAAGAACGAAUCCAAGAAGGCCACAGAACACCAGCCGAUGAAAACCUUGUGCUCUCAGGUAGUAGGCGAGCCAACCGAUGACGGUCCUUCUAAGCCAAAAUCCCAACAAAAUAAAGCGGACAAUUCCAAAAUUGAAACUGAAAAUAAGCCACGUAUUCCCUACUCCGGUCGAAUUACUCGGUCAAGGCACGCAAUGAUGGAGAUGCAACGACAGAAAUCACCCUCAUACUCACCAUCAACUGAUAGUGGUGAUACUCUGGAGUCCUGGGAAUCAUAUCAGAAACUCCCGGUCGUUGAUCUAUUUGGCCAUGCAAUACAAGCCGGUGAAGAUAUCAUGCCGCCUGCAACUGACAAUGUAACACGCUCGCCUAAUAAGUAGUCUACAUACGUAUCUCGUCACCGCUACACCAGCAUGUCGUUUCCAAAUUUUCAACAAGUCGUACUGUCAGUUGCCCUAACAGAUCGGCCCUCUCUUUUUCUUUGGUUUUAAGAGGUGGAUGGGAGAUGAG
Trichophyton rubrum CBS 118892 is the source of this 1449-nucleotide messenger RNA. RefSeq lists its product as uncharacterized. Lineage: Eukaryota; Fungi; Ascomycota; Eurotiomycetes; Onygenales; Arthrodermataceae. The record is from RefSeq and is a predicted model, not a curated record. The transcript has a single exon. The coding region runs from base 621 to 1319 and encodes 232 amino acids.